CUUCAUUUUGAUAUAUGCACUAUAAGACACCAGCACAGUUGGCUAUCAAGAUGGAACUCCCAGCAUCAAAUAGUGACAACCCCACUCGCCCAAAGCAAGCCACGACAAAAGACCAAUUCGCGUGUGACCAAUGUUCCGCGAGGUUCAGGAAACCGCAACAUCUAAUGCGCCAUGCUCGCCGGCACCUGCAAGACCGACCGCAUAAGUGUCCUUUUUGCUCGAAGAAUUUUCAAAGAAAGGACUCUUUGAAGCGACAUGUGGCCACCCAUGGCAAGGAAGCCUCUGGUAUAUAUGCCAUCCGUGCAGCGGCUGAAUCGAGCCGGGCAGCUCACGCAUGCAGGGAGUGUAGUACCUCCAAGAAGCGCUGUGACGGACUCAAUCCGUGCUCUCAGUGCGCGAAAAAGGGCCAGAGCUGUACCUACGAUUACCGGCACGAUAGGCAGAAUACCCUCGCAUGUGACGCGAUGGGGAGUUAUGCACGUUUCAACAUGCCCCCAUCUGAAUCUGCGUCCGCACCCGCCCGCUCGAGAGACGUCCACGAGAGUAUCCCUACCCCUUCCACUGGCGAUAGUCAACCAGCACCCAUCAGCUAUGAUGUGAUGGUUGAUGGCGGCGUCAAUGUGUGUCAAAACUACAACAAUUCUGAACUGAACCAACCCGGUACAUGGUCUCAGCAAGACCUAUCAUUCGACCUUAUGUUCGACCCAUUCAUUUUCUGGGGCUCAGAGGAAACAGCUGGGAUGUUAAGUAAUCCACUUUCAAACGGCAAUUUUGGAAUCACUACACCUACCAUAAAUAGUGAGGAUAUUCACUUAUCACCUGCAGGCCACGCUAUCCAAGGAGAGUCUUCCAGGCAAAAUCAAGAAGCAGAGACAGCGCAGGUAAUCGACGUUCACCAAGCGAAGGGACCAGAAAUCCAGAUUGUACGACUUGCUGACCUUCCCUCCAACGACCGCGACAUACUGGUUUCCGAGCAAUACUACCACGUCCCACGCAUAUCUGAAAGCAUCUACAACAAGAUCUAUAUACAUUAUGUUCAGCAAUACGACGUAUCUCACUUGCAGGCUUUUCCAGACGCGGAAGUCCUAAACACAUUCAUGCAAUUGUAUUUCGAAUUUUGCCACCGGGAGCUCCCAAUAUUCCACCUUUCCACUUUUGAUCCGUCCCCUGAGUCGUGGAUACUCGUCGUCGCUAUCAUUGCAGCCGGGUGCAAUUAUUCUAUGUGUCAGUACCGUCAAGAAGUGUCUGAGACUAUGUUGGCACUUCUGCAUCGCGCAAUUUCCCAAAAGAUAGCCGAUAAUAACCAUACGAAUGGUGACCUCCCACUAGCUCAAGGCAUUUUCCUCUUCAACUUAUGCCAGUUGUUUCAUGGUGCAAGAGGAGAAUUCUUGAAGCUCCAGUACCAAAGGAACAUCUUGAUAACGCUUUGCCGCCUCCACAUGGCCCACGCGAGCUCAAUGUUCAAUAUGGAAGUUUCCCCUGAUGCUGAAGGUCACCACGAUGCCUGGCAAGUCUGGAUUCGAGAAGAGUCCUGGCGACGGUUAACGUAUGCAACGUGGAUGCUUGAAUGCUUCCAGUGGAUGUUGUUUGAUACGCUGCCCAUACUAGCUUCCUGGGAGCUGCGUCUCAGUCUACCCUGCCGUGAGGAUUUGUGGAAGUGCGCGAGCAAAAGCCAAUGGGACGAUCUCGCAAGCAUACCCGAAACCUUAAGCGAGCCGAGCUUGGCGACAAUCAUGAGCACACCCAGUGUCUUGACGGGAAGCACUCGCUCAUUAGGCAGCUAUGCUUCGCUGAUCCUUAUACUCUCCUUCUCUGCCGAGGAGAAAAGACAGCGCCUUUGUCACGGCUACGAUGUGUAUCAUUUAGUCUCAAACUCUUAUUUGAAGGCACAGUCCGAUCUGCUGGGCGACGAUAGCGGAAGCCAUCUCCAAUCAUCAGGGCUAGCACCCCUACGCCAAAAGCUCUUCUUAGUUCUUUCCAUAUUACAUCGCGUGCAUCUAAGGAUGCUCUACCGGGCCUGUGGCUGGCUGACAAGCAGCAAGGACCGAGAAGCAGCAAAGCAAGAGCUGUUCGCUCUACUGUCCAACAAUAGGACCACGGCAAAACGCACUCUCCGGCAUGCAGCCUGUCUCUUCCGCCUCAUCCGGACACAGAGGAAAAUGACCUUCUGUGACCCGCAGAUGUUUCUUAUUGCUACGCUUUAUAUCUGGUAUUAUAUUGACUUUGAGAGGGAUGGAAGCGAACGCUUUCAAAGUCGCCAAGAUAGCAGCAGUUGUAGCAGCGGUGGCAAUACCCGGGAAGGGUUGUUGGACCGGCCGCUGCGCAUUGACCAGGAGGAGAUGGAUGAUGAAGACACAUUGGAAGAAUGGAUAACGAAUGGGGACCAGAGACGGCAUUCGCUGCAUAUUACUGGUGUUGGCAUAUUGCAGGAAAAGGAUAGCUGGAUCCGGUUGUUGCAGGAGAGUUUGCGAGUGCUGAGGCAUGAGACUGCAUGGGCAAGGAUGGGGAGGGGCAUUUCUCAGGCAUUGGAGAUGAUACUUGAGAGCGGUACCACUUCUUUUGAUGGAAAGAGUCCCCACCAGGGGACUGACAGAUAGCUAGAUAGAUGCCAUUGCCACCCAGUAGGUCUACUGCACUAAUGCUAAAGGGCUAG
Messenger RNA from Aspergillus calidoustus, 2653 nucleotides. The record is from the annotation of a GenBank genome assembly. NCBI's taxonomy places the organism in Eukaryota, Fungi, Ascomycota, Eurotiomycetes, Eurotiales, Aspergillaceae.